Messenger RNA from Budorcas taxicolor (takin), 1878 nucleotides. RefSeq names its product docking protein 1 (gene DOK1). Lineage: Eukaryota; Metazoa; Chordata; Mammalia; Artiodactyla; Bovidae. Gene Ontology annotation, cellular component: cytoplasm. Bases 23 to 1474 code for a protein of 483 amino acids. The transcript has 5 exons. The record is from RefSeq and is a predicted model, not a curated record. Gene Ontology annotation, biological process: positive regulation of MAPK cascade; cell surface receptor protein tyrosine kinase signaling pathway.
GCGGAAGGAACCGCCGGGGGCCAUGGACGGGGCCGUGAUGGAAGGGCCGCUGUUUUUGCAGAGUCAGCGUUUCGGGGCCAAGAGAUGGAGGAAAACCUGGGCGGUUCUCUACCCGGCCAGUCCCCACGGUGUCGCGCGGCUCGAGUUCUUUGACCACAAGGGGUCGAGCUCUGGAGGUGGCCGAGGGAGCUCGCGCCGCCUGGACUGCAAGGUGAUCCGUCUGGCAGAAUGUGUGAGCGUGGCCCCCGUGGCGGUGGAGAGCCCCCCUGAGCCUGGCGCCGCAGCUUUUCGCCUGGACACCGCACAGCGAUCCCACUUGCUGGCGGCCGACGCCCCGUCCAGUGCAGCCUGGGUGCAAACGCUGUGCCAAAACGCCUUUCCGAAAGGCAGCUGGGCCCUGGCACCUGCCGAGAACCCACCCAAGCUUUCUGCCCUGGAGAUGCUGGAGAACUCGCUGUAUAGCCCCUCCUGGGAAGGAUCCCAGUUCUGGGUAACGGUGCAGAAGACUGAGGCCGCUGAGCGCUGUGGGCUGCAUGGCUCCUAUGUGCUGAGAGUGGAGGCGGAGAGGCUGACUCUUCUGGCCAUGGGGGCCCAGAGGCGGAUAUUGGAGCCACUCUUCUCCUGGCCCUACACUCUGUUGCGUCGCUAUGGCCGUGACAAGGUCAUGUUCUCUUUUGAGGCUGGCCGCCGCUGUCCCUCCGGCCCUGGAACCUUCACCUUCCAGACGGCACAGGGAAAUGACAUCUUUCAGGCAGUUGAGACUGCUAUCCACCGACAGAAGACUCAGGGAAAGGCUGGCCAGGGGCAGGAUGUUCUCAGAGCUGAUUCCCAUGAAGGAGAAGUGGCAGACGGGAAGUUGGCUUCCUCCUCGGCCCCUCUGGAGCUCCCAGGCAGCCCUCCAGCCCUGUAUGCUGAACCCUUAGACUCCCUGCGCAUUCCUCCAGGCCCUUCCCAAGAUUCCCUGUACUCAGACCCCUUGGACAGCACCCCUGCUCGGGCAGGGGAGGGGACACAGUUAAAGAAAGCUCUCUACUGGGACUUGUGUGAGCAUGUGCAGCAAAAGCUGAUAAAGGCCAAGUUGACAGACCCUAAAGAAGACCCCAUUUAUGAUGAACCUGAGGGCCUGGCCCCAGCCGCUCUCCGGGGCCUUUAUGAUCUGCCUCAGGAGCCCAAGGAUGCAUGGUGGUGCCAGGCUCGGGUGAAGGAGGAAGGCUAUGAGCUCCCCUACAACCCUGCCACGGAUGACUAUGCUGUGCCACCCCCUCGGAGCACAAAGCCCUUCCCAGCUCCUAAGCCCCAGGGCCUGGCCUUAUCUGAAUCUGGUGCUGCAGCUGGCAGUGGCAGCCAAGGCCGUAGCUCAGACACUGCCCUGUACAGCCAGGUCCAGAAAAGCGGGGCCUCAGGGAGCUGGGACUGUGGGCUCUCUGGAGCAGUGACUGACAGCACUGGGGCCAAGUCAGAGGGUUCCACGUGAGACCUGGGCGAAGCUGAGGCUGCUGACAGGAGGACCAUGGGGAAGGAGCACGGGAUCAAAGAAACCUGUUAGGACCAGCAGGAACCAGAGGGGCCUGUGUGCAGAGACCAGGGUACAAGGGGAGUCAAGGGAAGGACGAUCUGUCCCAAGAAGUCAUGGAAGUGGGACAGAGUCAAAAAGGGGCUCAGGGAUGGGAUCUGGGGGAGGCCAGCACCUCCAAGUCAUCCCCACCAAAGGAAGGGAUAGCUGCUGGAGCACAACUAUAGAAAAGGGUAUUUGGUCAGAGGAGGUGUGGUUUGAGAGGCUCGUAUGCACGUAAAGGGAGACACUGAGUUGUGUCAGGAUCCCUCCCCCUUCAUUGUUCUUUACCAUGUAUAUAUAUAUAUUUUUUUUCUUUUUUUUUU